Piliocolobus tephrosceles (Ugandan red Colobus) is the source of this 2636-nucleotide messenger RNA. RefSeq names its product sodium channel modifier 1 (gene SCNM1). Gene Ontology annotation, biological process: RNA splicing. Lineage: Eukaryota; Metazoa; Chordata; Mammalia; Primates; Cercopithecidae. The record is from RefSeq and is a predicted model, not a curated record. The transcript is spliced from 7 exons. Gene Ontology annotation, cellular component: nucleus. Bases 583 to 1434 code for a protein of 283 amino acids.
CACCUGCCCCCUCCCGGUUUCUCCUCCCUCCAAGUCCUUAUCCACAAAUCUGUCCCUUGAGUAUUCAGUCCCUCCCUGAUUCGCCCCUAAGCACCCCUCCGACUUUGAACCCCCCCAACUCCUCGCUACAUUGAUCUCUGACCUUUGAACUCUAGAAAUAAUCCUUAACACUCUUUCCUCAGUUUGCCCCCAAGUAGCCUGGCCUCAGGGCGCUCCCACAUCCCAGCUCUGCCCGGUCCCGGGGUUUGUUUGCUAGAGCCAGGAACAAAUCAGGCCCACCCCAGGUGAACUGUCGCCGCAGACGAAGAGCGUGAGGAUUGCGAGAAUUUGUAGUACACCUUCCACUCAGAGAUCCUCAAAGGUCCGCUCCGCAUCAGAUAGGUCACACCCUCAAAUUUCGGCUCCACAUCUAGGUUCUUGUCCCUCCAAACGCCUCAGAUCCAAGAUGCAAGGGCCUGGAUCCAGCUGAGCGGCAAGGUCUUUGAGAAAAGACUUCAUUUCCCAAAAGGCUUCGCGUGUGCGGAGUCGCACGGCACCAUAGGAAAUGCAGUUCCCUCCACGCGCCAGAGAGUGGAUAUCCGGAUGGCGCAAUGCAUGCGUGGAAGUGCAUCCCCGGAAGUACGGAGGCCGACAGGAAGAGAAAGAAAAAAAGAAGGCGCUGUCCCGCUCUUGCUACGGUGGCCUGGAGGAGUGGCGAAACCGGAACAAGAGAAUUUAUCACUUCUGGGACUCACAGUCGUGAUGUCUUUCAAGAGGGAAGGAGACGAUUGGAGUCAACUCAAUGUGCUCAAAAAAAGAAGAGUCGGGGACCUCCUAGCCAGUUACAUCCCAGAGGAUGAGGCGCUGAUGCUUCGGGAUGGACGCUUUGCUUGUGCCAUCUGCCCCCAUCGACCGGUACUGGACACCCUGGCCAUGCUGACUGCCCACCGUGCAGGCAAGAAACAUCUGUCCAGCUUGCAGCUUUUCUAUGGCAAGAAGCAGCCGGGAAAGGAAAGGAAGCAGAAUUCAAGACAUCAGAAUGAAUUGAGGAGGGAAGAAACCAAAGCUGAGGCUCCUCUGCUAACCCAGACACGACUUAUCACCCAGAGUGCUCUGCACAGAGCUCCCCACUAUAACAGUUGCUGCCGCCGGAAAUACAGACCAGAAGCCCCUGGUCCCUCUGUCUCCCUUUCCCCUGUGCCACCCUCAGAGGUCGAACUCCAAAGUGAGAAGAUCAGUAGGGAACCUGAACCUGGGGCUGGUCCACAGGCCGAGGAGUCAGCAACUGUCUCAGCUCCUGCACCCAUGAGCCCCACAAGAAGACGAGCCUUGGACCAUUAUCUCACCCUUCGAAGCUCAGGAUGGAUCCCAGAUGGACGAGGUCGAUGGGUAAAAGAUGAAAAUGUUGAGUUUGACUCUGAUGAGGAGGAACCACCUGAUCUCCCCUUGGACUGACACCCUUUUCCCAUUCAUUCACAAAUACACUACAAUGGGUGCUGAGAACUUAACUUUCCUUAAGUCUGGUUCCUUGUCGGAUCUCAGGAUUUCAGAUCUGUUCAUUCUCAAUCCAACUACUCCUUUCCUGCAACGUACACAGCUCUCCAUACCUCUUUUUUUUUUUUUUGAGGCGGAGUCUCGCUCUGUCACCCAGGCUGGAGUGCAGUGGCCCAAUCUCGGCUCACUGCAAGCUCUGCCUCCCAGGUUCACGCCAUUCUCCUGCCUUAGCCCCCCGAGUAGCUGGGACUACAGGCGCACACCACCACGCUUGGCUAAUUUUUUGUAUUUUUAGUACAGACGGGGUUUCACUGUGUUAGCCAGGAUGGUCUCGAUCUCCUGACCUUGUGAUACGCCCGCCUCGGCCUCCCAAAGUGCUGGGAUUACAGGCGUGAGCCACCGCACCCAGCCACAGCUCUCCAUACUUCUAACCCCUCCCCCACCUUCUACCAAAGCCAUGCCAAGCGUCAGCUGCAUCAGCCUGGUGCCCUAUUAAUAAGACUGUCAAAAGAGGUCUUUGCCCUUCAUGUUGUCUGCCUCCUUCUCCACUACCGCUCAAAGUCCUUUCCCCCUUAAAACCACAUGAGGACUGUGGGUAGGCACUGGAGGGACCUGCCUACAUCUGGAAACAGGGCUGCGGCUAAGUUCCCUGUGAAAGUAGAAGAGUUGAAAGGUGUUGGCAGGGUUAUGGGGAACACCAAGGGAGGGAGCUCCCCCACCUCCUCCUAGUAACCUGAACCUCUCUGCCUGCUGAUCCCCAGAGUAUAAAUAAUCCCCUGGUGAACUGGCAGUAACCCUUGGGGGUUAGCGCCAAGAUUCUCACCCCAAAGUCCAAGGAAGGAGGCAGGCAAAAUGGAUAUAAGGGCUUUUGUUUACAGGAAAGGAGGACAGAUGAGAAUUUAAGUGUCUAGUGCUCCCAGCUCUAGUUGGUAAAGGGAAAUGCAGUAUUAUCUCUUCUUUUGCUGGCGACCUGUAAAGGAGGAAUAUUAAACAUAAGUGUUUGUUCCAGCUCCUGUUUUCUGCAAAGGCACUCUUCUUCUCCUUUCCAGUCCCUUAGCCAAACUCAUAAAUUGGUAGUGUUUUAGGCCACCUUACAGGCCCUUCCCACAUUAACAAAACAAAACAAGAAACCACACCACAAAUAAAAUUACAAUACCUCUAAA